Cataglyphis hispanica is the source of this 3012-nucleotide messenger RNA. It is a transcript of the gene NHP2, whose product is annotated as H/ACA ribonucleoprotein complex subunit 2-like protein. Gene Ontology annotation, biological process: snRNA pseudouridine synthesis; rRNA pseudouridine synthesis. NCBI's taxonomy places the organism in Eukaryota, Metazoa, Arthropoda, Insecta, Hymenoptera, Formicidae. The record is from RefSeq and is a predicted model, not a curated record. The transcript is spliced from 4 exons. The coding region runs from base 74 to 505 and encodes 143 amino acids. Gene Ontology annotation, molecular function: box H/ACA snoRNA binding. Gene Ontology annotation, cellular component: box H/ACA snoRNP complex.
UACAAUUGGAUAAAGAAAGUAAAGUGUUCAGACACGUGCAGAGAUCUUAUAAAAUCAAAAAUAUUCACAUAAAAUGCAGGAGGAAAUCAGUAUGGAGGUUGAUGAGAGUAUAGUAAAAGAAGAAAACAUCGAUGCUCCAGAGAUUAGCUAUGAGGAAAAGCUACAGCUUGUGAAUGCUAUUGCCAAACCUAUAGCACCUAAGAAACUAACCAAAAAGAUCUAUAAAUGUAUAAAGAAAGCAUCCAAGCACAAGACAUACCUGCGCAAUGGCUUAAAAGAUGUACAGAAACAUCUUCGUAAGGGUGAAACAGGUUUGGUUGUUUUUGCGGGAGAUGUAUAUCCCAUUGAAAUUAUGUGUCACUUACCAGUUGUAUGUGAGGACAAAAAUAUUCCCUAUUGCUUUACUCCAUCGAGAUUAGAUAUUGGUACAGCAAUGGGUGUAAAGCGUGGCAGUCUUAUGGUGCUGAUAAAAGAACAUCCAGAUUAUAAAGAUUUACUUGAUUGAUAUAAUUAAAAACUAUUAAAAGCGUGUUUGGUAAAAAGCACUCUGAACUAGUUGGCAUAUUGUAAAGAAAUCUGUUUAUUCAUGAAUGAUGCGGAAGAAUAUCCUGUGCUCCUUGAAUGAGAUUAUUCGUAUAAAUAACACAGUCAUAUUUGCUAAAUAUUUAUAUGCCCAUACGCAAAAAUAGUGCAUUGUAUUAUACAUAUGUAUAUAUAUAUAUAUACACACAUAUCUUGUGUAUAUGUAUAUAUGUAUGUACAUAUGUGUUAUAUGUGUGAAUACUAUUAUCACUCUUCUUUAGAGAAAGAUGAGCGUAGAAUGACGAUUCGCAUUCGCGCGCAAAGAUUGAACCGAAUACAUAAGUCGUCGUCGUCAUCGGUUCGAUCAAUUAGGGAAGUGCGAAAUUAAUUGUGGAUUGUCAGCCGAUUCUUUUCGAAUUAUGUUCUCUUCGUCUUGCGUUAUUUUUUUUUUUUUUUAAUUACCUCUUGAAUUAAAAUUCUCCUUUAUGCGGUUACAGGAUAAAUCUUAUUUAAUAGCUAACGCGCGUUAUUUAUUCUUGUUACACAUCAAUAUAGAAGAUAUAAAAACAUGUGUUUCUUCUCAUAUCAGGUUGAAACAAUCGUGCGUAAUCCAUCGUGAAUGCAAAAUUGCGUGCAUGAUCACAGAACACAAUCCGCAAAAUUGCGAAUUAAUUACAACUAAAAAGGAAAGAAUGGAAAAUAUUUGCGGAAAAAAGAAUUCGCAGAACAAAACUCGAAGUGCAAAUAUGUCAUACAGAGCGCUUCUCUACCUGUUUUACAUUCCUGGAUCGGCUAGGUUUUAAGCAGCAUUUUAAACAAUUUUGAUGAAAAAUAAAUAAUAUCCAAUGCUUCAAUGUUUGUAUUUUUUAAAAUAUUUUUGAGACUCUUUUGUAACAUUAAAAUAAUUCAAGAUGUUAGAUUUAUUUUUAUGGUCAUUAAGUUUGUUCAGGGAACUAAAUAUCUUUCUUGUUAUGUUAAAUUAUUCUUGUUGUAGACCUUGUAUAUGUAUAUUUUAUAAAAAAAAAAUUAUAUAUUUAAAAGAAAUUAAUUUUUCUGAAAAAGAUGCAGCAAAAUUUUUCCUACAUCAAUGUCGAACAUCUUAUAAUAUCAAAGUCACUAAAAUAAAAUAUAAAAAAGCAUAUAUUGUAUUAUUUUUAAAUACAAAGGAGCUUGUAAUACAUUUAUAAUUAUAAUCUAAAAUAGUUUGUAUAGCAAAUGAAAAGUCCGAUUUUUGUUGUUAGGUCAAGAAGCCCUGUUCUGUAUCUUCGAUUGAGUUACAAUGAAUUUCAAGUUCUUUUUUAACCAUACAAAAGCAAGAUGUCGCAAAUAUUUUUCCAGCAACGAAUGAAUAUAUAAUUAAAGUUUAAUAAAAGUAGAUAAAUAUGUAUAAACGAAAUCUUAUAUCAGAAGUAUUAAAAAUGCAUAACGUAUUUCUUGCAGUCUCUUUGAUAAAUCUUAUCGAGAGAGAUUCGUCGAUUUCUUUUUGACGAAGAUUUAUUUCAGUGGUGAAAAAUCAUUUUAAUGUAAUCAUAAUUUUAUUGAAUAGCAUUCUAGUGCUAGUGUAUCUAAAAAUUAACAAAAAUUUGCAUUUUUUAUUUUCCGCACGAAAUAAUGUAAUUUUUAAUUUGAAUUUAGCUUAAAUCAUCUUGUGAAAAAAAAGAAUUUAAAUAUGACACAGAGGCAUAAAUUGACAUUCUUAUUUGAACGAUACUUAAAAAGUUUGAUGCCAGUUCUUAGAUUUAAUUCAGAUAGAUUACUUUGCGCAUAAAAAUAAACUUGAUUUUUUUGGAUUGCUAUUUGUUUUUUUUUGUUUUUUUUUGUUUUUUUUUUGUUUUUUUUUUAGUAUUCCGUUAUCAUUUACACUCUCAUCAAAACACAUAUCCAUGACGUUAUUGAAGCAAUAUUAAAGGGGAAAGAGAGUCAACGAAAAAUAAUUAAAAUAAAAUAUUAAAUAUGAAACGCGAUUUAUUAUAUUAUUUUGUCUGUCCUUAUUGCUCUUUGAUAACGUCGAAGAAAUAAAUGUUUUACGAAAAAAUAUAUUUCUUUUCUCUCACUCUCUUUCCUCGUUUAUUCUCUCACUCUUACUCAGGAACGCAAAUGCAAGGAAACCGCGCAUGAAUCCUUUGGUUUGUCGAUUUACCAAUAUGAUCGAGCGCUUAAUUCUAUUGUUAUCAAUAUUUCAGUAUAAAAUAUACACUUAGGACUAAAUAUAUCAUAUAUACAUGAGCGACGAAGGAGAACAUUGACAUCGAAAUUGACGUAACGUACAAGUGGGACGUUAUUCUUAUCCUUGCUGGAACAGAUAUACACAGAUAUCACUGUGUCCGUAUUAUAUUCGAGUGCUUUUUCUUUCUCUUUCUCUCUCUCUCUCUCUCUCUCUGCUCACUUAAACAUAAUUUCAUUAUAGAUCGGGCAGUAGCGUGAUUGUGUAUCAGUGACAAAAAUUCAUUGCGACUUUUAUACAAAAAAAAAUUGAUGGUUUAAAAUGAA